CGGCAGCACAUGCGCGUUGGCCAUCUCUAACCUGAAACGGCCGCCAUCUUUCGGCUAGAGGGGAUAGUGGGGAUAUUGUUGUCGGUUUGUGCUUUGGGUUAUGCAAGAUGCCAGCUCCUGUUCGAUUGCGGGAGCUGAUUCGUACUAUCCGUGCUGCCAGAACACAAGCAGAAGAACGAGAAGUCAUUCAGAAAGAAUGUGCACUCAUCAGAUCAUCCUUUCGAGAGGAAGACAACACAUACCGUUGUCGAAAUGUAGCAAAACUCAUCUACAUGCAUAUGCUUGGAUACCCAGCACACUUUGGCCAGCUCGAAUGUUUAAAGCUAAUAGCAUCUCAGAGAUUCACAGACAAGCGAAUUGGUUAUCUUGGAGCUAUGCUUCUACUAGACGAGAGACAAGAUGUCCAUCUGCUGAUGACAAACUGCCUUAAGAAUGACUUGAGCCACAGCACGCAGUUUGUCCAAGGGCUGUCUCUGUGUACGCUGGGCUGCAUGGGAUCAUCAGAUAUGUGCAGAGAUCUGGCUGGAGAGGUGGAGAAACUGUUAAAAAACUCCAAUUCAUACAUCCGUAAAAAGGCUGCAUUAGCUGCUGUACAUGUUAUCAGGAAAGUACCAGAGCUGCUGGAGAUGUUUCUGCCUGCCACGAAAAAUCUACUUAAUGAUAAGAAUCACGGUGUCCUCCAUGCUGCUGUUGUCCUUGUCAUAGAAAUGUGUAAACAUAGCCCUGACACACACGCUUAUUUUCGCAAGGUCGUUCCACAGCUAGUCAAAUCCCUGAAGAAUCUGAUUAUGUCUGGUUAUUCUCCAGAGCAUGAUGUGUCUGGAAUUAGUGACCCUUUCCUUCAGGUCCAGAUUUUAAGGUUGUUGAGAAUGUUGGGGAAAAGUGACGAUGAAGCCAGCGAACAAAUGAAUGAUAUUCUCGCUCAGGUUGCAACCAACACUGAAACCAGUAAAAAUGUAGGCAAUGCUAUUUUGUAUGAAACUGUGUUAACAGUGAUGGAUAUUAAAUCUGAAAGCGGAUUGAGGGUCCUAGCUGUAAAUAUUUUGGGUAGAUUUUUAUUAAACAAUGAUAAAAAUAUUAGGUACGUUGCAUUGACGUCACUGUUGAAGAUGGUGCAGACAGACCACAAUGCGGUGCAGAGACACCGGAGUACAAUCGUGGACUGCCUUACGGAUCUUGAUGUCUCCAUUAAAAGGCGUGCAAUGGAUCUGUGCUUUGCCUUGGUUAAUGGCAGCAAUGUCCGAGGAAUGAUGAAAGAGCUGCUCUACUUCCUGGACCACUGUGACCCAGAGUUUAAGGCUGACUGUGCUUCUGGAAUAUUUCUGGCAGCAGAAAAAUAUGCACCGAACAAGAGAUGGCAUAUCGACACCAUCAUGAGAGUGCUCACCACCGCUGGUAGUUAUGUUCGAGAUGACUCAGUGCCUCUGUUGAUUCAACUCAUCAGUAAUGCAAACUCACUUCAUGCAUACAUUGUGCAGAAGCUUUAUCAGGCCAUACGGGUGGAUAUUUCGCAGCAACCCUUGGUGCAAGUGGCAGUGUGGUGCAUUGGAGAAUAUGGGGACCUUCUACUGUCGGGCGAGUUUGAGGAGGAAACACCAGUUCAGGUUACAGAAGAUGAAGUUUUGGAUGUUUUGGAGAAGAUUCUGCAGUCCAGCCUCUCGGCACUUACAACACGGGAAUAUGCACUGACUGCCAUUAUGAAGCUUAGCACACGACUGCAGAGCAGCACGGAUCGCAUCAGGAAGGCAGUUUCUACCUAUGGAAGCAGUUUAGAUGUGGAACUUCAACAACGAGCAGUGGAGUACAAUGCACUCUUCAUGAGGUUUGACCACAUGAGACCAGCCUUACUGGAGCGAAUGCCUCUCAUACAGAAGAGUGCAGCCAAUGGGCCGAUGCAUGCUGUGGUUAAUGGUGAAGAGAAGGAGGAGGGGGGCAGCUUACCAGUGCAAGAGCAGCUGUCCCAACAAGCCCAGGUUAACAAUUUGCUUGAUCUGCUUGACGACAGUAACCCAGCUCCAUCGGUGCCUCAAGAAAAUAAAGCACCUCAAACGGGUGGAGAGUUACUAGAUCUUUUGGAUGGAUUAAACCUGCCAGCUGACCUGAGGGCAUCAACUACACAGUGUGGAUCAGACCAGGCAAGGGCAGCAGGUCCAUCCCUAAGGGAUAUCAAUUCGCAGUCAUCAGGUCUAUCAGGUGCGCAACCACAAUUGGUACUCGAUGGUAUUGUUCCCCCCGGUCCACAGAAUGCUGUCAAUUUAAAGCAAGGUAUACCUUCUAUCAUUGCAUAUGAUCAAAAUGGUCUGAAAAUAGAAUUUUCUUUCGAACGGUCCAAAGCAAACCCGAAUAUGCUGUUUAUCACUCUACGAGCAUCAAAUUCAACUGAGAUGGACAUGAGCAACUUUGUUUUGCAAGCUGCCGUACCAAAGUCUUUCCAGUUGCAAUUAAUGUCUCCCAGUGGCAGCAUCAUUCCUGCUAGGAAUUCUGGAGCUGUCACACAGUUGAUGAGAGUUCUCAAUUCACAGAAGCACCCGCUAAGGAUGAGACUGAAGUUAAUGUAUAAUCACAGAGAAGCACCCAUUGAAGUUAUGGCAGAUGUCAACGAAUUCCCACCCCAAGCUUGGGAGUGAUUGAGCAUUAAGAUGGAAUCCAUGGACUAGACUUUACACUGUGGUCGCUAGCCAGAAGCUGCUGCAAUGUACAAUCAUCCCUGUGGACAAAACUGGCAUCAGACUGCCCCAGUAUUGGAGAGGAAAUUGAAUAUUUCCUAAUUACUGUAUAAGGACAUUACUUCUGUGAUGGAUCCAUUGCAUAUGAGGUGGAAUCUCAUGUCUUGAAUAAUCUGUAACUAAUGGAUCUGGUUGUAAUAAGAUGUUACCUAGCUUUGAUGAACAAAAAUCAUACCUACAUGAGUAGGUAGAAAACAAAUCAUGAGGUUAGAAUCCAGCCCAUUUGGUUUAGGUCAGAAUUCUAUUUAUUGAAAUAUUCAGACAAAGCAAAAGGAUUAUUCACAAUUUAAUGCUGUGACUUCUCCUACAAUUUAGUAUAUCCAUUUAUUUAAUUUAGUUUGAGAUCCUGUUGCACUUGUGGGCUGCUGCAUUGCUGGUUUUGUUCAGGUAGAACGGAAGCUCUGUAAAAGGGGGUCAAUCCCCUUUCCACGUUCUGAGCCCUCCCUACCUUGGUGGACUUUCCAAUGACACUGAUUUGGAAGCCUUUCACCAGUACAUUGGCCCCAAUGUGACGAUCCCACUCCACCGCAGAGAUGCUCCGUCAUCAAAUGAGGAACGGGAGGGGCAGUGGGGGAAAUAGCAGUUUUGUUUACAGUCCAGAUUUUUCUUCCGUUCUUCCUGAAGGAAGGCCUGAUGACAAUGCGCCUUUUAAACCAAUACACUAAGCUGUUAGAAAAAUGCACCAUUUCAUUUACUCAAGAUCUACAGUUCUAAUUACAAACUGUUUUGCACUGAUCUUAAAAAUAAACGGAAUUAGACACAGGCUGUUCACCAAAAUGUAACCAUUUAAAACAAAAAGUCAUUUGUGGCUUUAACCACCAGGUGAUGAGUCAUGUCACAGGUUCAGUGAUGGGUAUUCAGGGACUCAAGUUCCGGUAGUUCAAACAUCUUUUUGUGAGUGUUAUUUUUUGUUGCCCAUUUUAUUGAUUAUGUUGUAACUUGGUACAGUCCUCACAUUUUUGUAGUCUGUCUUUGUUCACUGUCCCCAGAAAAUGUGCAAAAUCUAUAAUGUUUUGCACACCAAAAAAGCCAUUCCAUCAGUACAAAACAGCGCCACCAUUUUGUUUAGACCUGAGGAGAGGUUUGUCUCACUGCAGGAGAUUGUAAAAGUUUUCCCCAAAAAAAUUAGUUAUUUUCCAUGCAAACUGUUAACCACGUCUAAAUAAAUUUGUUUUCUCGUCAUUAAGUCUAAGUUCUAGACUUGGCUGGUGGCCUGUAUUUGCAGCAUUUAUUACACUGCUUUCACCUUUGAAUAAGGUGUGUAGUUAGUAGCCUAGCUGCAGUUUGUGUAGCUCUGAGAACAAAAUUCUGUUGAUGUUUUAAGCAAAUUCUUCCUAUUGCUGCCUUUACAGGUCAGAGGCAGAUUGGGCAAGGUCGGGGGGGGGCUAAAUUGAAAUCAUUUGUCAUUGCAUUUGCUUCAUCCGAUGACACCCAGGUCACUCAUCUUUUGUCUAUAAUGUGUAACGUAUAACUUGCCCUGCCGUUCUCAUCAGAUCUCGUACAGCUGCAGGUGUGGAAGGUACAGUAUGAGUUGUGAGAUUUAUGUUCCAAAUCUGCAGACGGAAAGUGCUGCCACAGUCAUUUGCUCCAGCGUUAGAGAUAUGAAGGUGUGCCACCAUAAGCAUUUAUAUACCCAACUUCAGUAGUUUGAAAUGUUUUCCAGUAUUUUGAUUUAUUUGGUGGCUGGUGUGUGUUUGUAGGGUUCUGUAAUGCCACCGAUGGGUUCUCCUGCUACCGUAAGUCUGUUUAGUCUGUCUGUCUUGCUGCUGAAGCUGUGUUGUCAUCAUGCAGUAAAAAGCAGAUUGACAACUUCUACUCGAAUGAACCAUUGCCACAUCAACAUGGUACAAUGUAUGGGUUUCAAACCCAAUAGUGAUGGUCAUAAAUGCCAUGCUGGUGGUCACAUCUUUGUCUACACUGAAACUUUAUGGCAGGUUCUGUUUUCCAGGUUGCAAGCAAAAAAAAAAGAAACCAGACAAAUGCUUCUCAUAUGCUGAUAAAAGUUGAUGAGCACUGCUCAAGAGUUCUGCAUAUGCCCAGAGAUGCAUGAGUGGCAAGGAUCACAUUGCCUAAAUGUUGAUGUUAGUGGAAGUGAUCCAAGCUAUCCAGGCAUCGUAUGCAGCCAAACAGCUACACAAUCAGCACAGGGCAGAAGGUCCUCUCACUAGGCCAUUGAGUUCACUGGAAAGCUCUUUCUCCAGCACCACAUUUUUCUGUGGGGGAAAAAAAGUCAUGUUUACAGUUUAAUUUUCUUUACAUUUUGAAAGUGUUCAAAUGAGCAUUUUUUUGUUUACUUUGUUCUAUGAAUGUUGUACAAAAGAGUGGUGCAGACCUAAAUGUAGAUCAUAAACUUUGUAUGCAAUAAUAAAAGAUAAAUUAACCAUG
This is a messenger RNA of Carcharodon carcharias (great white shark), 5111 nucleotides long. Its product is annotated as AP-1 complex subunit gamma-1-like. Gene Ontology annotation, biological process: receptor-mediated endocytosis; Golgi to vacuole transport; intracellular protein transport. The record is from RefSeq and is a predicted model, not a curated record. The transcript has 24 exons. Gene Ontology annotation, cellular component: Golgi apparatus; AP-1 adaptor complex; membrane coat. Gene Ontology annotation, molecular function: clathrin-cargo adaptor activity. Bases 108 to 2627 code for a protein of 839 amino acids. Lineage: Eukaryota; Metazoa; Chordata; Chondrichthyes; Lamniformes; Lamnidae.